Molecule: messenger RNA, 1249 nt
Organism: Drosophila navojoa
Lineage: Eukaryota; Metazoa; Arthropoda; Insecta; Diptera; Drosophilidae
Product: ras-interacting protein RIP3-like
Source: RefSeq, a predicted model, not a curated record
UCAAAUCGGAGAGCAUAAUUUGUUAGAUUUUUACAGUUAUGUGCAAUGUGGAAUACCGCGUAUGUAAACACACCGCCACCAACAACAACACCAACAACAGAAUCAGUCACUCAAAGAAAAAAGAAAAAAGUAAAGUGCAGAAAUGUGAAUGCAUUUCUACAGAUCAACAACAAUAAUAAAAUGCUCUGAACAUUUUAACAAACCAAAACAAGUUGCAAAUCAAACAAAACAUCUAUUCGCAACGAUAAAAUGUUACAGUACAGAAAUAGAAGCAACGGUAAACAACAAUAGCACUACCACCAAUACAACAACAAUUAAAAAUCAAACAAAAUCACAACAAAUAGAUAGGAACAGCAGCAGCAAUAGUAGCAGCAGUAGCAGCAAUGGCAGCGGCAAAUGCAACAUCAAACGCAUUUGCUAGCUGGGUUUAAGUGUUCUCUCUUCUUACACGCCGUCUUCUUUUACUUCAAGUUUCACUUGCAGCAUCUGUUGCAGAGGACUGGAAGCAUUUCGAAUCCUAGCCAAGGCCGAUAUAUUCGAGUUCGAAUCAGGCCAAUUUGGUGGAUUUGGCGCCUACCCACAAAAUGCACUCGUGCGCAUGCUGCUGUAUGACAAACAACAUAACCAGAAUCAACAACAACCAGCAGCAGCAGCAGCAACAGCAGCAGCAGCAACAGCAGCAGAAGCAGGAGGAGGAGCAGCAGACGUAUCUAAGGCUUUGGAGGUCAGCUGUAGCAGAAGCAGUAGCGGAAGCGUUGCGUCUGGAGCGAAGGCGCACAUUAGGAACGACGUCUACUGGCGGCGCAUGGUACGCCAGUAGUAGCAGGAGCAGCUACAACAACGAUCUCAACGGCGAGCCAACGGAGUCAGCGACGUGCUCAGCUGGCACGGUCGCGGUGACGAUAGCGCGGACGACGUCGUCGACGUCUUCGUCGCAGCGGCAGACGAUAGCAAGGUCAGGAGAAGAGGAAGAACAAGACGACGACAAAGAAGAAGUUGCAGCAGCAGCAACAGCCCCAACAGCGCAUAUAAUAACAAAGGAGUUGCAACAUUUAUUUACAACUCCCGCUAGUUUAUGCAAAAUUUUAUUAAAACAAUUUACUGAGCAAGUGUCGUCAUUGUUGACUGCCACCAAGAUCGCAAGUUUAUAAAAGAAGCCGAAGGAGAGAAGAUAAGCAAGAAAGAAAAUACCAAGCAAAGCAAAGCGAACAUCUAAAGAAACAAAUUCAAACAUCCGUGCGAAAACUGU